AAAUAUGGUAUCUGAAGUUGCUGAGGUAGACCAAGCAAAGGAUACUAGUGAAAAGAAGGGUGAGUUUGCUUUAGAUGAAAGUGAGGAUGAUGACUAUAAACCAUCUGGUGAAUCUUCAAGUAAUGAUGGUUUGUCUAAUGAAGAUUUAGGGACAGAUAAUGAGAAGUAUCUUCUGGCUAGGAGAGAAGUUUUGAACUCCAGACAGUCACUAGAUGAUGGAAAUGCAAACAUUUCCUCUGCACAACCAUCUUCACAUCAUGAGGCUGAUGACAACUAUAUACCUGCAAGAGAUAUUGAGUCAGAAUAUGAAGAUUCUGAAGGGAAUCUUGGGAUGAGAUUUGAAUCCGUUGGGCAAUGUAGGAAGGCAAUUCAGAGUUAUGCAAUUUAUAAUGGGUGCAACAUAAGUUUUAUCAGAAGUAGUUCAACUCAGGUUGAAGCUAGGUGUGAAGUGGGUUGUCCAUGGAGGCUUUAUGCUAGUCUGAUAAAAGGUGAAGGUAGUGUGGCUGUGAAGACCUUUGUUAGUAGCCACAGCUGCCAUAGGGACUUGAACACUAAACAAGCAACUGCUUCAUGGGUUGCUAGGGAGUAUCUACCUAUGAUUAGAAAGAAGCCUAAGAUGAAAAUUUCUGACAUAGAGGAUUCUAUCAGUGAAAAAUAUGGUGUCCAACCCUCUAGGUGGAAAUUGUACAAAGCAAAGACUAAGGCACUUAAACUGCUUAGAGGUAUAGAGGUGGAGCACUAUGGAAAACUUAGGAGGUACAUUGCAGAGCUUCAAAGGGUUGAUAAAAAUGGCACAUUUAAGCUUGUCUUGGAGAGUGGCAGUGUAUUCAAAUGUUUUUAUGUUGGUUUUAGUGCACUCAGACAAGGUUUCUUGCAAGGCUGUAGGCCAAUUAUUGGCUUUGAUGGGUGUUUCUUGAAGACCUUUUUAGGAGGUGUUUCAUUGUGUGCUGUUGGCAAGGACGGGAACAACCAGAUAUUUCCCUUGGCAUGGGCAGUUGUGGAUUUUGAGAAUGAGAGCAAUUGGAAAUGGUUUCUAUAUAUACUUUUUCAAGAUUUAUGGAUAUCAGAUGGACUUGGAUGGACAUUUAUCAGGAUCAGCAAAAGGUUA
Striga hermonthica is the source of this 1108-nucleotide messenger RNA. The record is from the annotation of a GenBank genome assembly. Lineage: Eukaryota; Viridiplantae; Streptophyta; Magnoliopsida; Lamiales; Orobanchaceae.